AUGGCAAUGUUCAUAGCUAUUGCUGCCGCUCUUGAUUCUAUAGGAAUGAUCGGUAAUUUUCAUUCUUUGAUAGUAGGUUACAAUUUUGAGCCUUCUGAUCAGAGUUUGCUCGAGGAUUUUCUCUUUAAUAAGAUCUACGGAUACAAAUAUCUUCAAGGUCCUGUAUCCGAUUGUGAUCUCUACGGCCAUAGCGAACCUUGGGAAAUUUGUGAAUCUUUUGGUGGUAUCGAUGGUGAAGAUCUUUAUUUCUUCACUAAGCUCAAUAGGUCAACGAACAACUCUGGACAAUUAUCAGCUCAUGUCACUCGAAAGGUUGGCUUAGCCGGUGGCAAUUGGAGCGGGGAGAAUACACCCGAAUCUAUUUUUUCAACUAAAUAUCAAAGAGACUUCGGCUAUUGCAAACGUUUCCGGUACGAGAACGAUCGACUUCCAGCUAACCAUGCUGAAUGGAUCAUGCACGAAUAUAGCCUACAUGAGGAUUGCAUACUCAAAGUUAUGGCACCCAAGACGAUCUACAAGUUGCCUUGCAGACGAAAGAUAACCACCAACCAAGAUACUAGCAAUGUGCCUUCGAUUCUUGAGAUGACCACCAACCAAGAUAAUAGUAAUGUGCCUUCGAUUCCUGAGAUGACCACCAACCAAGAUACUAGUGAUGUCCUUUGGGUGCCUAAGACGGCCACUCAUGAAGUCAUGAGUGAUGUGUUUUUCUUGCCUCAGAUGGCUAACUAUGAUGACAUGAUUGAUGUAUUUGACUUGCCUGCGAUGCCCAUUGCUCAUGAUACUAGUGAUGUGCCUGACAUCCUAUAA
Molecule: messenger RNA, 807 nt
Organism: Momordica charantia (bitter melon)
Lineage: Eukaryota; Viridiplantae; Streptophyta; Magnoliopsida; Cucurbitales; Cucurbitaceae
Source: RefSeq, a predicted model, not a curated record